This is a messenger RNA of Peromyscus eremicus (cactus mouse), 1984 nucleotides long. RefSeq names its product nuclear envelope integral membrane protein 2 (gene Nemp2). Lineage: Eukaryota; Metazoa; Chordata; Mammalia; Rodentia; Cricetidae. Bases 23 to 1288 code for a protein of 421 amino acids. The record is from RefSeq and is a predicted model, not a curated record. The transcript has 9 exons. Gene Ontology annotation, cellular component: nuclear envelope.
CAUUUCCGCCGCUCCGGCCGCGAUGUCGCCCGGACCCUGGUGGCUGGUGCUCUGGCUGCCGCCCCUGGCCACGCUGCCCGCGGGCGCGGUGCGCGAGGAGGAGGCGGCGAUGUCAGUUCCAAGAUGUAAAUCUCUAAAGGAAAUGGACUUAAUUAAAACUUCUGUGUCAGACUGUUACUGCUACAAUCAAAAUUCACAAAUAGAGUGGACGUAUAUGUGGUCAACUGUGCAGGUGACAGUUAGCAGUCCAGGUCUGCUCAGAUUUGUAUAUGUCACAGGAAGUCAUACUUGCCAGCAUCCAGAAACCAUCCUAUCAUUUAUCAAAUGUGUGAUUCAUAACUUUUGGGUACUAGAGGAGUCUAAGGAAAUGACCAUGGUCUUCAGUCCAUAUGGAAAAACUGUAUGCUUCUCUGUGAAGCCCAUCGGCAGGGUGUUCACCUACUCAGUGAGCGUGGACCGAAAGAUUGUGGAUUUCAAACUCUUCCUUGUAUUUGUGGCAGGCAUUUGCCUCUUCUUUUAUGCAAAGACCUUGAGCCGAAGCCCUGUUUUCUAUUACUCUUCGGGGACCGUGGUAGGUGUUCUGAUGACGCUAGUCUUUGUCCUUCUGAUGUCAAGGAGACACAUUCCAAAGCACAGCACGUUUGGGGCGCUAAUGGUUGGUAGCUGGUUUGCUUCAGUUUACGCUGUGUGCCGGCUGAUGGAAGAUCUGAAGUGGCUGUGGUGUGGAAACAGAGUGUAUGUGUUAGGCUAUGUCUCGGUUGUCGGACUUUGUAGCUUUGCCGCCUGUUACAGGCAUGGGCCUCUCACUGAUGAGUGGAGCAGAGGCCUUCUGAUGUGGACACUGCGGUUCUUCUCCCUGGUCCUGGUCUACACUGGUGUGGCCGUGCCUCAGUUUGCCUAUGCGGUUAUGGUCCUCCUCCUGUUUUCCUGGAGUCUGCGCUAUCCACUGCGAGCACUCGGCUAUCUGAGGUGGAAAAUGAGGCAAUGGUUCACAACGGAACCGCUGAUGGUGAGGUACCUCACGGACGAUGAGUACAGGGAGCAAGCUGAGGCAGAAACAACCAGAGCUCUCGAGGAACUGCGCCGUGCCUGCUGCAGGCCUGACUUUCCUUCCUGGCUGGCUGUCUCCAGACUCCAGACUCCUAAAAAAUUUGCAGACUUUGUUCUCGGAGCGAGCCACUUGUCACCGGAAGAAGUCAGCACACACGAGAAGCAGUAUGGCCUUGGGGGUGCCUUCUUGGAAGAGCAGCUCUUUAGCUUUCCUGCUGACAGUCUGCCUGCAAGUUGACUUCAUUCUGAACAAGAGAGCGGGUAAGAGGCAAAGGUCCUGUUACCGUGGGCAGAACCAUUUAUGGACAGUGGGAAAAGCGUGCGCUGCGGAGAAAAGCCACCAAGCAAGGAAAAGCACACAUUGAGAACUGACUCUCGGCAGCUUACUUACUGUGCUGUAAGUGGCACAAGGACUCUAAGAAUCGCUGCCACCUGCCCUGAGUGAAGAAGACCUUCCUUAGAACCGUGGGAACUGUUCUUUAGGGCCAGAAAAAAGGUCAGAUACUGUCCCAGCACCAGGCACUAACUUCUCUCUUGAUGCCCUGAGGCUGGGUCAAAAGGCUACAUUGUUCUCCCUCCAGUUUUUAAUUAAUUCAGUGCUUUCUAAAGUGCAGUCCACGUGAUACUAGUCAGGGCUGGUGAAGGAUGCUCACGCCAGUCAUGACUGACUCAGAGUCACCCGUCCUGCAGAUCUCUCCAUCUUCGGUGGUGUGAAGAUGUAGGUCUUCUGAAAGGCAGACAUCAUGUACAAGGACUUUAACCAUUUAUCAUGAGAUUAAUAAUCUUUAGAACACAUUUAGAAAAUGCUACUGAUGGUGUGAUUUGGGUUUGAGGGAAGUGUGCUCAGCAGCCCGGGCAGCAUUCCAGCCCUGGUGCAUCCUGAGACUCAGGUAGAAGACAUGUCUUCAGAUGCAGGGUCCGGGCUGUCUCCCCA